UGUUCUCAUCUAACUAUGACGCGUGCUUUCGAUCCCAGGUUAACUUGUUCUAAGUGCGGUAAACCAGGCCAGUAGGGAUGGCUCUGGAGAUGCACCGAAGAUCGAGAACUUAUCAUCGAACACGCCAUAGAGAAGAAAUACCAGGUGUGUUUCGAUCCCCUUGGGCGGAAAUUCGUUGAGUUGUUAAAGAAGGUUCGGCCUGGACGUCCUCGAAGCAUGUCGGAGCCGUUCGGCGUACUCAAGGAGGUCAAAAGUGAGCAGUUAAAGAGCUAUACGCCUGACCAAUUCUGCACCAUCAUCUCGCAAAGGGACCAUGUCCGUAAUCUUGCACAGGCAGAAUCGCCUACAGUCAAUCCGCCACCGGGAUUCCAGUUAGUUGAGGGCACCCCACCCUGGGUUCCUCCUCGGCAUGAGGAAUGUCGCUUCAUAUGCUGUCAAAGUUGUCGUCCUUCAUGCGAAGCGAGAUCCUAUCUGAGUCUGGAUGGUAUUGCGAAUGGUGAUAUACCACCCACUGCAGCUAUUGGCUUCGGCUUCCAUACUUUUUGUUUUAGGCCAAUUAUCCAUCCAGAUAGGCUGAAAAAUAUUGGCCUAAGGGCUGUACCUUGGCCAUUGGCUCAUGAUAGCCCGACAUUAUCGGCAGUGGGUCCAUGGCGUAGUUCAUGGAACAGUUCAUGGGAAAGUUUGAACCUUGCUGACGGUCAAGUGAACGAGACCGAGCAGGUUAGACAUGUCGAGGACGUUAAGGACGUUGAACAUAUUGAGGAUGAGGACGCUGAGGAUGUUGAACAUGUUGAACAUGUUGAACGUGUUAAAUCAGUCCGAUUCCAGCCCAACGGUACGAACGGUACUAUCCCGUCAGUCCGACCAGUUCUUCGUGAUUCAUUUGAGGAGAGUGUCGAGUUUACAGUAUCUGUUGGAAGCUCGAUACCGCUCCUUGCUCCCCAAAAAGAAGAAAAGGCGCGUCUCUGCAGAUCCCCUACCUAGUGAUGGGAGAGGAGGUGAAGGAAUGUUCAGAAGUUGACCAUGGCAUGACAGUCCCAAAGGAGGAUGUUAGCUUAAAACUGUCUGACAUCAUCACUCAGCUAUAGUCGGAAAUAUGUCAUUGUUGGAACGAUGCUCGGUUGAUCCCAAACCUCAUGCGCUGGCUUCGCCGGAAGACCGGUUGCCUGAUACUAUAGGAUAUGGACUGUGAUUUGAAACCAAGCGUUUUGCACGCAAAGCCUAAUGGCUAGUUAAAUAGUUCGACAGCAGGUUUUGUUUCUAGCGCUAGUCAAUAGUUUUUAAUUGAUAUGAUUUUCAUCAAUAUCAUUGUCUCUUUUCUAUUGUCCCUCAGGUACC
Daldinia vernicosa is the source of this 1338-nucleotide messenger RNA. RefSeq lists its product as uncharacterized. The transcript has 4 exons. Bases 217 to 984 code for a protein of 255 amino acids. The record is from RefSeq and is a predicted model, not a curated record. NCBI's taxonomy places the organism in Eukaryota, Fungi, Ascomycota, Sordariomycetes, Xylariales, Hypoxylaceae.